AUGAUGGUGGAAUGUCAAGCUUUCUGCCGGAGCAUCGCUGACACCCAGCACCAGAAAAUUCUUUCUGCCAGUUGCAAUGCCGGUGGAAGCCGAAGCCACACCUCCCGCAUGGCUCCUCCAGCCAGCCGGGCACCUCAGAUGAGAGCUGCCCCCAGGCCAGCAGCAGCCCCACCGUCUGCAGUUGGCUCACCUGCUGCUGCACGGCAGCCUGGUCUGAUGGCCCAAAAAACUACUGCAGCUGGUGUGGCUGUGGGCUCUGCAGUUGGGCACACUCUGGGUCAUGCCAUCACUGGGGGCUUCAAUGGAGGACGUAAUGCUGAGCCCUCAAACCCCAACAUCACUUACCAGGAGCCUCUCGGAAGCCAGCCGGCACAGCAGCAGCAGGUUGGCCCUUGCUUCUAUGAGAUGAAACAGUUUUUGGAAUGUGCCCAGAACCAGACUGAUACCAAGCUCUGUGAGGGAUUCAAUGAGGUGCUGAAACAAUGCAAACUUGCAAAUGGAUUAUCCUAAUCAAGAAGUACAGAUUGAAGAAAAGGAAAAUUGCCUUUUAAGACCAAGUUAAUUUAGCAUGAAAAUGUAAUUGAUAAUGAAAGUAUAAAGGGUAAAAUCAUCAUUUUAAAAAAAAAAUUCUUUCUGCCUUGGUUUCCCCUUUUUAACUAGUAUUACUUCCAAAUCCCUAACUAAAUAGGAUAAUCACCUUUGAGUUAGUUAUUUUUACCCUUCUUUCAUUUGUCUGCAAUGUGAUUUUACUAGUGAGUCCAUCAAUUCCUUCUUUCAUUCAACAGCUAUUUGAAUAUCUAUUUUGUGUACUAAUCAGCCAGAAUACAAAAAUAUAUAAUAUAAUUUUCAAUGAAUUGAAAAUAAACAAUUCAAAUCCAAUACAGUAAGUCCUAUAAUAGACAUAUGUUCAUAAAACUGCAGGAACACA
This is a messenger RNA of Nycticebus coucang (slow loris), 928 nucleotides long. Its product is annotated as coiled-coil-helix-coiled-coil-helix domain-containing protein 2-like. Lineage: Eukaryota; Metazoa; Chordata; Mammalia; Primates; Lorisidae. Gene Ontology annotation, cellular component: mitochondrion; nucleus. The record is from RefSeq and is a predicted model, not a curated record. Gene Ontology annotation, biological process: mitochondrion organization; positive regulation of transcription by RNA polymerase II. Gene Ontology annotation, molecular function: sequence-specific DNA binding.